Microthlaspi erraticum is the source of this 1854-nucleotide messenger RNA. The record is from the annotation of a GenBank genome assembly. Lineage: Eukaryota; Viridiplantae; Streptophyta; Magnoliopsida; Brassicales; Brassicaceae.
AUGGCAAGUCAAGGAGAAGAAGGUCCAGCAAUCGGGAUCGAUCUCGGUACGACCUACUCCUGCGUCGGAGUAUGGCAACACGAUCGUGUUGAGAUCAUCGCUAAUGACCAAGGUAACAGAACUACGCCAUCUUACGUCGCCUUCACCGACUCCGAGAGGUUGGUUGGUGAUGCCGCAAAGAAUCAGGUCGCCAUGAACCCAAUAAACACUGUCUUCGACGCAAAGAGAUUGAUUGGUCGUAGAAUCAGUGACGCAACCGUCAAAAGCGAUAUGAUGCUAUGGCCAUUCAAGAUCAUCCCUGGAGCUGCCGAGAAACCAAUGAUCGUCGUCAACUACAAAGGAGAAGAGAAGAAAUUCGCCGCAGAGGAAAUCUCCGCAAUGGUACUCCUUAAGAUGCGUGACAUCGCUGAAACUUACCUUGGCACUUCGAUCAAGAACGCUGUUGUCACUGUUCCAGCUUACUUCAACGACUCUCAGCGUCAAGCAACAAAGGACGCUGGUGUGAUCGCUGGUUUGAAUGUUAUGCGUAUCAUCAACGAGCCUACUGCUGCAGCCAUUGCUUAUGGUCUUGACAAGAAGGCAACAAGUGUUGGAGCGCAGAACGUUCUCAUCUUUGAUCUUGGUGGUGGUACUUUUGAUGUCUCUCUUCUCACUAUUGAAGAAGGUAUCUUCGAGGUCAAGGCAACUGCUGGAGACACCCAUCUUGGUGGUGAGGAUUUCGACAACAGAAUGCUUAAACAUUUUGUUCAAGAGUUUAAGAGAAAGAACAAGAAGGACAUUAGCUCUAACCCUAGAGCUCUUAGGAGACUAAGAACAGCUUGCGAGAAAGCAAAGAGGACUCUCUCUUCCACAGCACAAACCGCUAUUGAGAUUGAUUCUCUCUUUGAAGGAAUUGAUUUCUAUUGUCCAAUCACACGUGCUAAGUUUGAAGAACUUAACAUUGAUCUUUUCAAAAUGUGUAUGGAGCCUGUUGACAAGUGUCUCCGUGAUGCUAAGAUGGACAAGGACGCAGUUCAUGAUGUUGUCCUUGUCGGUGGAUCUACACGUAUCCCCAAAGUCCAACAGCUUCUCCAAGACUUCUUCAAUGGUAAAGAGCUAUGUCAGUCCAUUAACCCUGACGAGGCUGUGGCUUAUGGCGCAGCUGUUCAGGCAGUGAUUCUAAGCGGUCAAGGGAGCGAAAAGAUCAACGACCUUCUUCUCUUGGACGUGACUCCUCUUUCUCUCGGUGUUGAAACCAUCGGUGGAGUCAUGCACAUCUUGAUCGAGAGGAACACAACAAUCCCUGUUAAUAAGGAAAAAAUCUUCACCACAGCCGAAGACAACCAGACAGGUGUGUUGAUCAAUGUCUACGAAGGUGAGAGACCUAUGACCAAAGACAACAACCUCCUCGGUACAUUCACUCUCUCUGGUAUCCCUCCGGCUCUACGUGGUAUCGCUCAGAUCACAGAAUGUUUCGACAUUGAUGCAAACGGUAUCCUCAACGUGUCGGCGGAGGACAAGAACACCGGGAGAAAGAACAAGAUCACGAUCACCAACGACAAGGGUCGCUUGACUAAGGAAGAGAUUGAGAAGAUGGUGCAAGAUGCUGAGAGGUACAAGUAUGAAGAUGAAGAGCAUAAGAAGAAGGUAGAUGCCAAAAACGCUCUUGAGAACUACGCUUACAAGAUGAGAAACACAAUCCGUGAUGUUAACCUCGGUGAUUUGCUUGCUGCUGAAGACAAGAAGAAGAUUGAAGAUUUGUUUGAGGAUACAAUCCAAUGGCUUGAUGCUAACCAAUCUGCUGAAGUAUACGAGUUUGAAGAUAAGAUGAAGGAAUUGGAGAGCGUAUGGAAUCCUAUCAUUUCUAACAUGUGA